AUGUAGUGAAGUAAAAAGUAUUAAUAGUAAAGUACAGAUACCUCCCAAAACGAGUUAAGUACUUUACACCACUGGAGCUUGGUCUUCGAUUAUGAGACGCAUCCUAUGACAGAUCACUAUCAGUUUACAUAAUAGCUACAGCAUUCCUGCAAAUGGUCAAAUAUAUAGAUUGCUUGUUAUGUUAGCCUGACUUUGGAUUUUAGAUACAGUUGUUGUCCAACCCCUUGUCACACCUCAACCAUAACUUGGAUUUGUACUGUAUGACAUUGGAGAGGACAAGUGAGUCAUAGAUGGUGUCUAAAUUGGCAUCAACAAGCUGAUUAGUAACAGUAUUGUGGGCCUUAUAAACAGCACUGCCUCAAUGUGGUAUUGGGAUGCGUUCAUUAACCAUUGGACCAGACAGUAACUGGGCCUGAAGUAUCCCCUGGUUCUGAAUAUGUGCACAUGAGAUCUGAGUGUGUUUGUGUUUAUCAGAGACUUUUGGUGUCUAGGCCUAUAUUAAUGUGAUGAUAGGUUAUAGUUGUACUUGACUGAGAGAGCUAGGUUGUAGCUAAGUGGACGGUGUUGUGGUUUCACCCUGCAACAAUGUCGACCCUAUUGUUGCUGCUAUUGCUGAGCAACUUAUGCAGGCUGGGACAGUCUAUGUCACGAGAGGAGAAGCUCAAGCUGAGGAACCAAGUGGUUGAGAUGUUUGACCAUGCUUAUUCAAAUUAUAUGGACCAUGCGUACCCAGCAGAUGAGCUGAUGCCUCUGACGUGUCGGGGGAGGGUGCGUGGGCUGGAGCCCAGUCGGGGAGACGUGGACGACGCACUGGGGAAGUUCUCUCUCACCCUCAUCGAUACCUUGGACACUCUAGUGCUCUUAAACAAGACGACAGAGUUUGAAGAAGCAGUGCGGAGAGUGUUGACAGAUGUGCGACUGGACAAUGACAUCGUGGUGUCUGUCUUUGAGACCAACAUCCGUGUGCUGGGAGGGCUGCUAGGGGGCCACUCCAUGGCGGUGAUGCUGAAGGAUACAGGGUAUCACAUGCAGUGGUACCAGGAUGAGCUGCUCCACAUGGCCAAAGACGUGGGUCUCAGACUCCUGCCUGCCUUCAACACCAGCAGUGGCCUGCCUUACCCCAGGGUAAACUUGAAGCAUGGCAUCAGGGGUCCUGAGAGUCGGACGGGCACAGAGACGGACACCUGCACAGCUUGUGCUGGCACAAUUAUCCUGGAGUUCGCUGCCUUGAGUCGCUUCACUGGGGACCCUGUGUUUGAGGUCCAUGCACGGAGAGCCCUCGACUUCCUGUGGGAGAAGAGGCAGAGGAAUAGCAACCUGGUGGGAACAACCAUCAACAUCCACUCAGGAGAGUGGGUCCGCAGGGACAGCGGAGUGGGAGCAGGGAUUGACUCGUAUUAUGAGUACCUGCUGAAGGCCUAUAUUCUCCUGGGAGAUGACCUGUUUCUGCAGCGCUUCAACAUUCACUAUGCGUCUAUAAUGAAGUACAUCAGCCAGCCUCCUCUCCUGCUGGACGUUCACAUCCACAAGCCUCUGCUGCCUGCUCGCACCUGGAUGGACUCCCUCCUGGCCUUCUUCCCUGGGCUGCAGGUGUUGAAGGGAGAUAUCCGGCCGGCCAUUGAGACCCAUGAGAUGCUGUAUCAAGUCACCAAGAAACACAACUUCCUCCCAGAGGCAUUCACCACUGAUUUCAGGGUACAUUGGGCUCAGCAUCCACUAAGACCUGAGUUUGCAGAGAGCACUUAUUUCCUAUACAAGGCUACCAAAGACCCCUACUACCUGGAGGUAGGCCGCACAGUGCUGGACAACCUGAACCGAUUUGCCCGGGUCCCCUGUGGCUUUGCUGCCAUGAAGGACGUGCGCACCGGGAGCCACGAGGACCGAAUGGACUCUUUCUUCUUGGCAGAGAUGUUCAAGUACCUGUUCCUUCUGUUUGCGGAAGAGGAAGAUCUGACGUUUAAUGUUGAGGAUUAUAUCUUCACCACCGAGGCACACCUUCUGCCCCUGUCCCUGUCCACUGCUCCUCACGCCCCCUCUCCUCCCGCCAACACCACGGUACAGGCUCCAUCUCUGCCUCAUCUCUCCGCCUAUGUCAAAUCUCUUUGGUCAGAGGAGGAGUUGGAUGACUCUAACUUUGAUUGGACCUGCCCCAACACACGCCUCCUUUUCCCCGACCCCGCCUUUCCACAGAACCUCCGAGAUCCAAUCAGGAGUGCUGUGGACAAGAGUUGUCCCCGUCCUGCCAUUCACCGUGAGCCGGGGAUGGGUCGCCCACCUCUGAAGGCUCAGGACUUCAUGGCCAACAACCCUGAUCACCUGGAGCUGCUGAGGAGGAUGGGAGUCAGCCUUAUUCACCUUAAAGACGGCAGAGUGCAGCUGGUCCAACACGCUACACAGGCGGUCAGUGCUGUGGCAGCAGAGGACGGGAUGCGCUUCAUGCAGGAGAUGAUGGAGCUGUCCAGCCAGCAGCAGAAGGAGCAGCUCCCUCCGCGCGCCGUACAGAUCAUCUCACACCCCUUCUUCGGCAGAGUGGUGCUGACCGCUGGCCCAGCACAGUUUGGCACAGACCUUUCCAAGAGCAUCACGGGGGUUCGUGGGUUUGUGACAGUGGCUGAACCCUACAGUGGCUGUGCGGAACUGAGCAACGCUGCCUUUGUACAGGGCCGCAUUGCUCUGCUGCAGCGGGGCCAAUGUAUGUUUGCUGAGAAGGCCAGACACAUCAUGAAGGCUGGGGCCAUCGGAGGCAUCGUCAUCGAUGACAACGAGGGUAGCAGCAGUGACACUGCUCCCCUCUUCCAGAUGGCCGGCGACGGCCGCAACACAGACGACGUCACUUUGCCCCUCCUCUUCCUCUUCUACAAGGAAGGCAACAUCCUGUUGGAGGCUCUCAAGGAGUACAGGGAGGUGGAGGUGCUGCUGAGCGACAAGGCCAGAGACAGAGCAGCCUCUAUAUUCAAAGGUAAACCUCUCCCUGGCAUCCUGCUGGAAAGCAGGAUGGAUGUUCAGGAGGAGAAGGAAGAUUGUUCAACAGACCAAACUUCACCUGUCCCUGCAGCAACUCUCGACCAGUCACACGUGAGGACUAUGGAGCAGGAUGAAUCAGCUCCCCACAAUGAGGAAGUGACUCCUGAGGAAGAUGUGGGACCUGCCAUUAAGAGGAACCCUGAGCCAGAGGAGGAGCCUGAGGUUGACAAGGACUCUAGCAGAAAAUCAGUGGAAGCCAUGAUGGCUGAUUGGCGAGAGGACUUAGAAGCGUUUCAGCAGAUGGAGGAUGAGCUUUGACAACUUCCACAGUUCCCCCUCCUCCGGUCUGUCCCAGCCACCGUACAGGCCUGGGGUCAGUGGACUGUGCCUCAUAAAGGAUAAGGUUUUAAUGGGGAGAUGUUUUGAUAAGGAACGGUUACCAGGGUGGAAUACAGUGACUUCUACAGCCCAGAUAUCUACUGUCUGGCAGUAUGAACCCCUGAUUAACUCUCACUAUUUUCUGGUCUUGUCUUAUUUUCACACAUUGUCUUCCUCCAAAUGCUUUUCUAGGUCACUGACAUGUGGGAGCAGAUUCCAAAUGCUGGUUGAAUUAUAAUCCACUGGUUGAUUGGUUUAUUUAACUGUAAUGAUUAAUUGAUAAGUUGUUGGAACAUUUACUAUUUUAUUUUGUGGGCCUAAUUUGUGGGGUCAAUAUUAAGCUACCUGACUGUGAGGGACUGCAGUGGCAAGCAGUCUAUAAAAGGCUGGUGCUGAGAAUCAUUUAGCACUGGCACUCUCCAGGAAGAGACGAAGUUAUAUGUGACUGUAAAUAUGUAUUUGUCAGUUAUUUCCACGAUGGUUUGAAAUACAGUGCUGCUUUGCUCAGGUUCUGGUCGGUAUGAGAGAUACCGGUUACUGGCUACCCAAGAGGGCAGACAGUACCACCAGCUGGCCAGCAGAGGGGAUCCUUGUUUGAGACCUCUUACUGGUCUGACUGGAACUUGAUGACAUACUGGAAGACCAAGGAAACAAAAAAGCCAACAACAUAAUGAACUUUAAUUAAAUUGAUAAGGAAAUUGAAAA
This is a messenger RNA of Salvelinus sp. IW2-2015, 4047 nucleotides long. RefSeq names its product ER degradation-enhancing alpha-mannosidase-like protein 3. Lineage: Eukaryota; Metazoa; Chordata; Actinopteri; Salmoniformes; Salmonidae. The record is from RefSeq and is a predicted model, not a curated record. Gene Ontology annotation, cellular component: membrane; endoplasmic reticulum. Gene Ontology annotation, molecular function: mannosyl-oligosaccharide 1,2-alpha-mannosidase activity; calcium ion binding. Gene Ontology annotation, biological process: carbohydrate metabolic process; endoplasmic reticulum mannose trimming; mannose trimming involved in glycoprotein ERAD pathway.